Molecule: messenger RNA, 1530 nt
Organism: Cladocopium goreaui
Lineage: Eukaryota; Dinophyceae; Suessiales; Symbiodiniaceae
Source: the annotation of a GenBank genome assembly
AUGUCGAAUUCCGCCCUGCAGGAGAAGUUCCUCCAGCCGGAGGAUGUAGAAUGUGACUUGUGUGACUUCGGCACAGAGUCAGAGAAAAACGAAGAAAGACGCGACAGAGAGAAAGACGAGAAAGAUCGAGAAAGGAGCGAGAGAGCCGAUUCACGAUGUGCGAAGGAAGCUGACGCGAAGGCGAAGGCAUUGCAGGAAACAAAGCACGAGAACCAAACACGGAAAGAUCAUAACCAAAAGCACGCUGCCACAUUUCGUGAAGAUCGUCCCGAUCGUGGCGAGCCCGGAGCAAAUGCAAAUGGAGCCAAUGUCUCUGCCCUGACAGACUCCAUCGAUGCCAUUGACAAUCCAAUUGGCUUGCUGCAGAAUCUGGUUGCCAGACAUUUAUGUCGCCCAGUCGUGAAGGGGGACGUCGAGUAUGCCUUUGAGCAGUUGGACAGUGGAAGCUUCGUUGCAAGCGUCUCAGUGGCAGCUCUGGAGCCUAUCGCCGGUUAUCCCGAGCUGAAGAAGGCGAGUGCAAAGAAGUCUGCAGCCAGGGAGGCUUUGGUUUACUUUGAGCAAUUUGAGCACUUUCAGGAUUUAGAGAAAGUCGCUAUAUCGAAGCAAAGAACCGGCAAAGCAGGUGGUCUUGAUGAGGUGCAGGAAAUGGCGCGUCGCAAGGAGCCAAACAAUAAGAUACAUUCGACACAGUCAACUGAGUCAACUGUACACAGAGAAGUCUCGAAUGGGGACAAUCGAGAGAAACAAAAUCAAAGAAGUCACCACUCCGCCGGGCAUGUCGGACACUCGAUCGGACACUCGAUCGGACAGCCGAUCGGACAGCCGAUCGGACACUCCGCCAAAGUCCUCAAAGCCAAAGGUGCCUCAGGUGAAGCCAGCUUCCUGGAGCCUGAAGACGCCAAAGGAAAAAGGCAAACAGCCUCGCGAUCCGAAAAAAAAGCGAAGGUCUCAAAAGCCCAAGUAAAGAUCUUCCAGAAGCUAGGCGUAUCCGUAGCGAAUCCGGUAGGUGUACUCAAUGAAAAGAUUGCAGCAAUUGUCCGGAGACAGGUGACGCAGGAUGACAUAUCCUACAGCUUUGAGACUGUCGGGCAGCAGUUCACGUGCACAGUGUCAGUUGACCUCGAGUCACUGGGAAUUGGUCAAGAAGUGUUGCAAGCAUCUAGCGAGCCUGUCGCCAACAAGCGUGAGGCAAAGAUUCUUGCUGCUGAUGCGCUUCUUUCCUCCGACGUGUCGGACUUCCAGCUACCAAGGAAUCAGCAAACCCAUCUUGAACCCGUCGAAGCUGUCGAAGCUGUCGAAGCCGAAGCCAUGUCACUGCUGUACGAAAUAGUGCAGCUUUUACUCAGGCGAGAUCCAACUGAGGAUGACAUCAUCUACACGGUGGAGGAGCUGGAGGAAGGUUUUGUUGCGACAGUGAAAAUUCCCAUCAUGCAGCGGUUGCCAGCGUGUCAGGGAGAAGUAGCAGCAACCAGGACAGAGGCAAAGACUCUGGCAGCCGAAGCAGCCUUGCUCUCCAUCCGCGAAGCUUGA